This is a messenger RNA of Dermacentor andersoni, 1077 nucleotides long. RefSeq lists its product as uncharacterized. The record is from RefSeq and is a predicted model, not a curated record. NCBI's taxonomy places the organism in Eukaryota, Metazoa, Arthropoda, Arachnida, Ixodida, Ixodidae.
AGCGCCGUGUUCCUCCUCCGAAUGAAAGACCCGACCCACGUUAAACACGUUGCUGGCACGCGCAACUCCCAAUCGGCGACAGGCUAUCAAAUGUUCGGGGUCGCCGCUGUGUCAACCAGCAGACCGCCGUCGCAGCGGGUACGGGGAAUAAACGAAGAGAGACGUGAGCAGUGCCACAAGAGCGCCAGCAGGGACCAUUGCCGCAGCGAACGGACUUGAUGAAAUGCUACUGCUGCUGCCACCGGCGCUCCGGUUCGAUCCGGUUCCCAGCCGGGGCGGAGGAGACGUAGUCGAGAAAGAGAGACGAGCAGCUGCCGCCUGCCUCCUCCACCGCUACAGCAGCAGGGCGAGGGGCGAGAAAGAAGCCAGGAGCGAGGCGCACAACCCUCCCUACUCCUCCCUCGGCAACCGUAAACAAGCUGCUCCCUGCACGUGGAACGACGAAACAGCGGCGCACGAAGACCGAGUGUGGCAACACGGGACUUCACUCCACAAACAUAUGCGGCUGGCUGUCACAUUCCACUGCGUACUUUCUUCUUUUUUUCUUUUUACCGACGAGCACUACCGAACGUCACAGGAAAGCCUGACGCAAGGGUGUUACGACCAUCUACCGAAAAGUCGAUGUGAAGGCGACCCAGCUACUGAGCUAUGACCGACUAUGAAUGUGAGCAGCAGCCACCAACCUCUGUACUGCUGGGCCGAAGCCGGCGCAUGGCCACCGCGCGGCUGUUACCGGGACUCAGUACGAUCGUCGCUCCACGACGAGGAGAUGGUGGGCCUUCGAUGCGAGUGGGAGCGCAAGACAGACAGGAAGUUCCACCAGAAUCAGCUACGUCUCCAACAGGAGCGCCAGCGGGAGCAGGCUGACAGGCAGCUGCACGACAGAAGAGACAGGCUGAUGCAAGUGCUGGAGAAUGAGAAGAAAGUGCUUGAAGGAAAGCUGACUGCCUUAAACUUGGCUGAGAAAUCAAGUAGGCGCCAACGGUGUUGCAGUCCUAAAGAAAAGGAUUCCCAACUCGCUGAAACGAUCAAAACAAAUCAGUAAAGUGGGACAGCACCCUUUUUUUACCCUUUCCA